Nanorana parkeri is the source of this 694-nucleotide messenger RNA. RefSeq names its product KIAA1024 like (gene MINAR2). Lineage: Eukaryota; Metazoa; Chordata; Amphibia; Anura; Dicroglossidae. Bases 50 to 694 code for a protein of 214 amino acids. The record is from RefSeq and is a predicted model, not a curated record. The transcript is spliced from 5 exons.
AAGCCGUGUGAAGGUUUAGCAGUCUUCCUUAAAGCAAUGAGCUGAAAGCAUGGAUCUUUCUGUGUUGCCAAAUAACAAUCACCCUGACAAAUUUCUGCGUUUAGAUGUAAAGACUUUACUGGCCAACUCUGCAGUUCUGCAUUCACAGCAAUGGCAUAACAAGCUGUACAUGCGGAAUGAAAACAGCAAUGAAGCAAGGCAGUCAUCAAAGGUGCAAAGCCAUACAGUAGUUGACAAGACCUUGUGUGAACAUUUUACUCCAGAAAUUCUGAAAUCCACAAUUAAAACCAAUCCCCUGUAUAUGGAUAUAGCAAAUCAGGAGACAAUUAUUACCACUAAGAAAAAGCCAUCGUGGACCAUUCAGGACUACGACCAACAGUCUCCAAACCCAAAGAUAUCUCUGUACUUGAAGGAGAAUCCAAAUGAAUUAAAGUAUUGGCUCGAAGAUAUUUAUACACCUGGGUAUGACUCUCUACUGAAGAAGAUGGAGAAGGAAAAGAAAAAGUCCAAACUCUGUAAACGCUUGGCAUUUUUGGCACUGGCACUUUGCAUUCUCAUUGCCAUAGUAACAGUUACUGUUGGAUAUCACUCCUUUGCUGAUGAAAACAGUGCAGAAUACCAAAAAGAGGAGCACCUCACUCAUCCAGUUGACAACGUAAUGACAUCUGCAAGCAGAUUAAGCAAUGAUGAUUAG